UCCCAGUAUUAUUACCAAGUCCGCGAGUACCUCGGCUCGCUGCUGUAGAAAGCUGAUCUGCGCCUAUAAAUCCACCUCACGCCACUCGCUACUACCAUUGUCUCACUGAUCGUCCUCUCAACUUCAAGUGUCAUUUCAACUCCUCCUUCAACAUUGUUUAUGUAAAUUAUCUUACAAUCAAGUUCAAACAAGUCUAUAAAACUAACCCUUUAAAAAAAGUUUCAUUUUUAUGUAUUAGAAAAGUGCCAGUGGUGUAAAAUAAAAUGGACGCGCAACAAUUUCGGGAAUUUGGCAAAGCGGCCAUCGACCUCAUGGCCGAUUAUGUCGAAAACAUCAGAGAUCACGAUGUCCUACCAUCAGUGGAGCCUGGCUACCUAAUAAAUGCGUUACCUCAAGAUGCUCCGGAACACCCAGAGGCCUGGCAAGACAUCCUGAAAGACUUCAACCAAACUAUUAUGCCUGGCAUUACGCACUGGCAGUCUCCACAGUUCCACGCUUUUUACCCGACCGGUUCAUCUUAUGCAAGCAUCGUAGGAAACAUAUUAUGUGAUGGCCUGUCUGUCAUUGGACUGAGUUGGCUGUCGAGUCCAGCGUGCACUGAACUCGAAGUUCUAACUUUGAAUUGGUUGGGGAAACUGCUCGGACUACCUGAAGAAUUCCUGCAUUGUUCCAGUGGGCCUGGUGGAGGUAUUAUUCAGGGCUCCGCAAGUGAGGCGACGUUAGUGGCACUCCUAGCAGCUAAAGAUAAAACUGUACGCAGGAUCACCAAAAGUGAUCCAACCCUGGACGAAGAUUAUAUCAAACCAAAAUUAGUGGCGUAUACAUCUGACCAAUGUAACUCUUCAGUGGAGAAAGGUGGCUUGUUGGCCUCUAUGAAAAUGCGUCUACUAAAGACGGAUAGCGACGGCAGACUCCGUGGAGAAACACUCAAAAAUGCAUUUGAAGAAGACAUAUCUCAAGGUCUAAUACCGUGUUGUGUUAUUGCAAACCUUGGUACUACCGGAACCUGCGCGUUUGACCCAUUAUACGAACUGGGCCCAGUGUGCAAUGAAGCAGACGUGUGGCUCCACGUGGAUGCCGCCUACGCAGGAGCAGCAUUCUUGUGUCCCGAGUACAGGCACUUGAUGAGGGGCAUCGAAUUGUCCGAUUCUAUUGACGUAAAUGCGCACAAAUGGAUGCCUGUUACUUUUGAUUGUUCUGCAAUGUGGCUCAAAAAUGGAUAUGACCUUGUAAGAGCAUUUAACGUCCAGAGAAUUUAUUUGGACGAUAUCAAGACAGAAAACAAGAUUCCUGACUAUCGACACUGGCAAAUACCCCUUGGUCGCAGAUUCAGAGCCCUAAAAUUAUGGACAGCUAUGAGGAUUUACGGUGCGGAAGGUCUUAGAAAACAUGUGAGGGAUCAAAUAACUCUGGCUCAAUAUUUUGCUAAAUUAGUACGUAGUGACGACAGGUUUUUGGUUGAGCCAGAGCAAUCUAUGGGACUAGUAUGCUUUAGGUUAAAAGAAGGAGAUAUUGUAACGAAAAAAUUACUAGAGAAUAUAACCGAAAAGAAAAAGAUUUAUAUGGUAGCUGGUAGUUAUAACGGCAGGUAUAUGAUUAGAUUUGUAAUCUGCUCACGUUUAACGAAGAAAGAAGAUGUGGACUUUGCUUGGACACAUAUCAAAGACGAAGCAAACUUGCUUUGCUCAGACAAAGUACACACAAAGGCACAAUUACCAGCAAUCAAUCAAAUAGUGGCGCGAGAAAUAUGUGAGAAGUCUAAAUAGAAUAAUAAUUUUACCUAUAGUGAAGGUAUGGGAGAUAUUGUACAAGAAAUGGUUGAAUUGAAUGUUAUUGUAGGUACUUAUUCGGUGUAUAGUAUUCGGAGGGAAACGUUUAGUUAUGUGAUAUAGGGAAUUGACGUUAAAACAAGUCGUAAUGUUAGAAAUUAAUUACACUUAUACUUAGGGAUAGAAUAAGGUUAACUAUUAUUAAUGAAACGCUUGUGAUCUGACCUUUGAAAUGGUUCAAGAUCUAUUACAUUUAGAAAAAUAAAAAACUGUGUGACAA
Molecule: messenger RNA, 2049 nt
Organism: Spodoptera litura
Lineage: Eukaryota; Metazoa; Arthropoda; Insecta; Lepidoptera; Noctuidae
Product: 3,4-dihydroxyphenylacetaldehyde synthase
Biological process (GO): amino acid metabolic process; catecholamine metabolic process; carboxylic acid metabolic process
Cellular component (GO): cytoplasm
Molecular function (GO): pyridoxal phosphate binding; aromatic-L-amino-acid decarboxylase activity
Source: RefSeq, a predicted model, not a curated record